This is a messenger RNA of Iphiclides podalirius (scarce swallowtail), 1299 nucleotides long. The record is from the annotation of a GenBank genome assembly. NCBI's taxonomy places the organism in Eukaryota, Metazoa, Arthropoda, Insecta, Lepidoptera, Papilionidae.
AUGAUAAUAACAAAUGAGAAAGAAUUUGAUAUCUUCGUCGCUAGCAGAAUAGGAUCCUUUAAACACAUUAAAUACCAUAGAGAUCCCUUAAAAAACAGCAAAAAAUGCAUAGAGAAUCUAGUGGAGGUCAAAAGCCUGCAGAAAGAUGACACAAUCACAUCUAUGGUAUGGGGCAAUGUAGACCAAACCGAAAUAAUAAUUGGCAGGCGAAAUCAACAGAUCCAGGUCUACAACACCCAGAAGGCGGAAUUCACAAAAAGUUACACUGCGGACUUCGGUGCGGGUGAUGUAGUUGGCCUGGGUCGGCACCAGAGGAAGUUUCUUGCUGCAGUCGCCAGCGGUGUGGUGAGGAUAUGGAGCAAGAAGGAGGAGGCAACAGUGGAAGUUGGUGGCAAGAUUGAUACAAUGCGGGUCUGCGGGGAGGACAGUUCGUUGUUUGCCACAGGUGGCGAAGAGAACGAUUUGAAGGUGUGGCGGAUCGGCGAGAGCUCUGCCCAGUUCGUGGCGAAGAACCUGCCACUGGACUGGUUGCAGCUCCGGCCGCCCGUCUGGGUGUCGGGGCUCGUGUUCCUGCCAGGGUCUGGGGGUCGAGAGCUGGCCGUCUGCUCCAGGCACGGAUACGUCAGAUUAUACGACACGAGGGCGCAGCGGAGGCCCGUCUGCAACGUCACGUUCCCCAAAAUGGCGGCCACUUGCAUUGAGACGAGCUUCGAUGAAAGGCAGGUGCUGGUGGGCUUCGGACGCGGUCAGCUGCAACAAGUGGACCUGCGCAGGGGCAGGCCCGACAAGGGGUUCAAGGGCUGCGUGGGGGCGGUGACCAGCGUGGCCGUCCACCGCCCGCUGCGGCUGCUGGUCACCACCAGCCUCGACCGCCACCUGCGCGUGCACGGCUUCGACACGAAGGAGAUGCUGCAUAAGCAAUACCUUACGUCGAAGCUCUCAGCCGCCCUGGUGCAGACGGAGUGCUCGACCCCGCUGCUGAACGCGCCCGAAGCAGACGUCAAGGAGGAGUUGGAGGAGGAGGCAGUGGAAGUAGACGAGAUGGACGAGCUCUUCGAGCAAAUGGAGACCGUCGGCGAGAAGCCGCGGAAGAAGCAGGCCGAAGAACAGCCCCAGGUUCCUGAUGACGCGAAGAGGAUGAAACCCUCGACAGAGGGCAGCACCGACGCAGACCUCGACGAGGGCGCAGAGGAGGAGGAGGACAAGAUCAUGAGGCUCCUGAAGAGCACUGAGAGGCAGAAGAGGAGAUUGGAGAAGAGAAGGAAGGAGAAGAAAGCGCGCAGCGUCUUUCACAAUGCA